Glycine soja is the source of this 2359-nucleotide messenger RNA. Its product is annotated as protein SINE1-like. The record is from RefSeq and is a predicted model, not a curated record. The coding region runs from base 246 to 2075 and encodes 609 amino acids. Gene Ontology annotation, cellular component: microtubule. NCBI's taxonomy places the organism in Eukaryota, Viridiplantae, Streptophyta, Magnoliopsida, Fabales, Fabaceae. Gene Ontology annotation, molecular function: microtubule binding. The transcript has 3 exons.
AUGAAAGAGAUUUGAAAACGAAAGCAAUUCAAAAUGAAACCUUCCAACAACAACGUUAAGCCAGAAAUGGAAAAAAUUAAAGAAAUUAAGAAACAACUGUCACUACACAAUCCCUAAAAACAAGCCCAAAAUUUGAAAUUCUGAAUUGAAGCCCCUAAACGCACUCAUUCAGACAUUGCUUCUCUCUCUCUCUUGCUCUUCCUUGCUGCCAAGUGCUACACACAAUUGCACGAUACAGCUCUACAAUGGGAAGGGGUCUGAGUCCAAUGCUACAGAGAGAGAUCCAAAAUCUUGACAAAGAUGGGGAUAGCCGCAAAUCCGCAAUGAGAGCAUUGAAGUCAUAUGUGAAAGAUUUGGACAUGAAGACAAUACCCAUCUUUCUUGCACAAGUUUCUGAGACCAAGGAAACUGGUUCUUUGUCUGGAGAGUUCACAAUUUCACUGUAUGAGGUUCUUGCUCGUGUUCAUGGAGUCAAGAUUGUUCCCAUGAUAGACAGCAUUAUGCAAUCCAUAGUUCAGACCUUAGCUUCAAGUGCAGGGUCUUUUCCUCUUCAGCAGGCUUGCUCAAAAGUGGUUCCAGCCAUAGCAAGGUAUGGAAUUGACCCCACAACCCCUGAAGAGAAGAAGAGGCAAAUAAUUCACUCUCUUUGUAAGCCUCUUUCAGACUCUCUCUUGAGUUCUCAAGAGAGUUUGACAUGUGGUGCGGCCCUUUGCUUGAAGGCCCUUGUGGAUUCUGAUAACUGGCGUUUUGCUUCAGAUGAGAUGGUUAAUAGGGUGUGCCGGAAUGUUGCUGUGGCAUUAGAGGGAAAGUCCGCACAAACCAAUUCACACAUGGGUCUGGUUAUGACCCUGGCGAAGCGCAAUGCUUUGAUUGUUGAAGCCUACGCUAGAUUGUUCAUACAAUCUGCACUGAGAAUACUAAAUGCUGGCAGUGAGCCUUUGGAGGGGAAUUCUCAGAAGCGGUUUGUAGCCAUUCAAAUGGUGAACUUCUUGAUGAAAUGUUUAGAUCCAAGGAGCUUAUUUUCAGAAGUUGAACAGAUAAUUGAGGUGAUGGAGCUGUGUCAAUCAGACAAAAUGGCAUAUGUCAAAGGAGCUGCAUUUGAGGCUUUGCAAACUGCUAAGAUAAUUGUCACUGAUAAAAAAUCAAGAGGUGUGAAGAGUCCUGCUUCUAUGACAGGUUCGAAUUUCAGUAGAAAAGACUAUAUGGAAGGUGAAAGUUUUUCUGGUGAUGGAGAUCGUUCUCUCUCAUCUAUUUCUCCAGAGUCACAGACCUUGGACUUCUUCAAUGGAUAUGCAUCGCCUAUUGAGUCUCCCAUUUCAACAAGUCGGCCUUCGCAUAACUUCUACGAGAGGAGUGUGAAUAGGAAGCUUUGGAGUCAUGAAAAUGGAGGGGUUGAUGUGUCUCUCAAGGAUGGUUUGUUCUCAAAAUCAGGGCACAGAAAUGCCUCGUUGGACCACAGUCACUACACUAUGGAUCAUGAGUUUUCUAAUGGAGGGGGAGAUUUAACAGGGGAGUUUGCUGGUUUCAUGCACAAAAGUCCUUGGCACGGAGCAUCUAGAAGUGCCAGCACAAGUCCCCUAAGAUCAUGCACGCAGGGCAACAUUAAAAUCUUUAUGACUCCUAGGAAACUCAUUCACUCUCUUCAAGAAGACCUAAAUGAUGAGAUUUCAGAUUGCUCUGAGAAACCAAAUAGAAGGAUCAAGAGUCUAUCAUCAGGCAAUAUUAAGUGGAGUCCGGCAUCUUAUUCUAAAUAUGAUCAAAAUGGUAUUGCAGAUCAUGUCAACUAUGAUUCUAAAGAGAGUGGAAGCUUGUAUGGUAAUGGUGACAUUCAGUUUCAAGGUGGGCCGGAGUCAGUCUCAUCCACAGAUGACAUUCCUGGUAAUACUGAUCUGCAGAGGCCUUCUGAGGUUGGUCCUGAAAGUAGAAAUGGUACCGAAACUGUUCUCAUGGAAAAGCCAUUUCAAAAGACCACACAUAAAUUAGUUUGUGGCAUUUCGUUUGCUCUUUUGGCAAUAGCUACUCCUUUACUCUGGAUCAACAGUCAGGACGAAGGCCAUUUUCUUGUCCCUACAUAAUGUGCUCAUUCUUGUAUACAACCUGAGAAUUAUAGAAUAGUUCUGUGAAAGUAUUAGCUCAUUCCAACUAAAAUGUUGGGAAGCUUGGUGUAGAAGUAAUAGAUCUGUUAAUGCGCUUUUAUUUUCUUGUAGAGUCUGUAAGAACUUUUGGCUGAAUUCUACCUUCUGGUAGAGAGGAAGCACAAAUGCUGUACCUGGAAUUGAAUGGAUCAUUUCAUUCAAUAAAUUUAAUAUAGACAGUGAGGAUAUGUAGAAUCAUUAUAUUUAUUUUAAUUUCCAUGUAA